This is a messenger RNA of Colletotrichum abscissum, 312 nucleotides long. RefSeq lists its product as uncharacterized. Gene Ontology annotation, cellular component: mitochondrial large ribosomal subunit. Gene Ontology annotation, biological process: translation. The transcript is spliced from 2 exons. NCBI's taxonomy places the organism in Eukaryota, Fungi, Ascomycota, Sordariomycetes, Glomerellales, Glomerellaceae. The record is from RefSeq and is a predicted model, not a curated record. Bases 1 to 312 code for a protein of 103 amino acids. Gene Ontology annotation, molecular function: structural constituent of ribosome.
AUGAGACCCUCACCCGUCCUCCAGGUGCUCAAGUACAGGCACCUGAAGCUGACGACCAAGGACGUCAACAAGGGCUUCUACAAGGGAAACCGGACGGGCGCCAUGGGCCGCCACACAAAGUACGGAGGUUACGUGAUUGAGUGGCACAAGGUGCGGACGUACGUCGUGCCGGAGGGCUUGAAGGAUUUCAAGCUCACGCCCUUCGUCUCCGAGGCUGUGCGGCCCCUGAGGGGAUCGUACCCCACGAAAGAAGGCCCCCGCGACCCCAAGCUCUACCUGGAGAACUGGAAGCAGGUGAACGGUGUGGAUUAA